Mollisia scopiformis is the source of this 1203-nucleotide messenger RNA. RefSeq lists its product as uncharacterized. Bases 210 to 830 code for a protein of 206 amino acids. NCBI's taxonomy places the organism in Eukaryota, Fungi, Ascomycota, Leotiomycetes, Helotiales, Mollisiaceae. The record is from RefSeq and is a predicted model, not a curated record. The transcript has a single exon.
GACAGAUCUAAAGCCGCCCUUCAACAACAGCAGCUACAUUCCACCCCAAAGAUCCAACAACAAAGCAUCAAUUGGUUCAAAACCCGCGAGAAGGUUGAUAUAUCGAACCCUCAAAGUCUCACCACGACACUGAUACCGGCACAACAACAUCACCGUCGGCUCAACUUCCCGCCGAUACAAGCCCCCCUUUGAGCAAUUGCGAGUCGAAGAUGGCACAACUUCACCACAAAUAUCUUGACAAAGCAUACAAAGAGUUCUGUAUCUGGGAAGACAUAGCAUGGAGGAGUUUUCGUCCCCAGAAUGUCUGGCUGCAAACUUCAGCCAGCCAGCGCCACACACCCCCAACUAACCUAACCUCACGCUUCAAGUACUUACAUCUCAUAACAAAAAAUCCAACAAAGUCAAAAUACCUAGACAUUCCGUCUCUCCAAGUCAUAAGACUUCAACCCACCAUGCCCGAAAAAUGCCUAACCGCCGCCCGCUCCUACGCCUGCAAACACACCUCCACCUCCACCUCCACCUCCCGCUCCCUCCCCAAAACCCUCUCCCCCUCCUCCGCCUCAAGCUUCACGCACCUCUUCUUCGCGCCCCUAACCGCCUUCGUCGUGAAAGUAAUCCUAGCCGGCGCCAGCGGCUUCAUCGGCACCGAACUCCUCUCUCACCUCCUCUCCAGCACAUCCAUAACCUCCAUCAUCAUCCUGUCGCGGCGGCCGUUGGCGGAUAUCGCGGCCCGUGAUCCACGGAUCCGGGUUUUUGUUCUGAAGAGCUUUUUGGAGUUCGAGGAGGAGGUGAGGGGGGAGUUGGAGGGGGCGAGGGCGGUUUUUUGGUGAGUGUGCUGAUGGGACGGAGAAGGGGGAGAGGAGAGAGAGAGAGAGAGAGAGAGAGAGAGAGAGGCUGAUGAUGAUGAUGAUGAUGAUGAUAGGGCGCUCGGAGGAUCGAAUGCGAAGCCGACGCCGGGGGAGAUGGUGGAUGAGGUGGAGGUGCAGUAUCCGUUGGCGUUGGCGAAUGUGUUGAUUUCGUUGAGGAAAGCGGGAGGAGAGAGUAAGGAGGGUGGUGGCGCGCAGUUGAGGUUUUUGUUUGUGAGUGGGACGUUCUCGGAGAGGGAUCAGGGGAGACGGCUUUGGUUUUUGGAGCAGGGGAGGAUGGCGAGGGUUAGUUGUUCUUUGCUUUGCAAAGGUGUGUCUAAGUUGAUGAGAAGAGAAC